AUGGGAUCUCUUUCCCAUGAGAGGAAGAGCGAUACCGGUGCUUCCUUCCCGUCGUCGAUUUCUUCCUCUCCCUCUCCCUCUCCCUCCCUUUGUUCGCCCAAUUCUUCGGGUGCGAAGUACAUCGAGCAUAAUGUGUCCAAGUUGGACACGCUUGCUGGCAUCGCCAUAAAAUACGGCGUCGAGGUUGCAGAUAUCAAACGGAUUAAUGGUCUAGUGAUGGAUCUUCAGAUGUUUGCUCACAAAUCAUUGCUUAUUCCUCUUCCUGGAAGGCAUCCCUCAUCUCCUCCUAUUCGAUCUAAUGGUUUUGUUGAUAACAGCUUGCGAAGAUACUAUGAUCUUCCACAACAUGAAAGGAGUCCUACAGCUGAAGGCACCGAAAUGACCUUAUACAAAACAGGUGGUGCACUGAACUCCAAAGAUGAACCACUACCUAAAGUGUCACCGGCUUCUAACUCACAGCCUCGGAGGUCAAGAGGUUUCAUCAACAGCUUCCUUUCGGAAGAAGGUGACCUUAUGCAAGAAUUAUUAGUCAGUAGAUCUGGGGAUUCCAGUGAUGGUGAGAAUUCCAAGACCGAUAAGCCUGUCAGGCGGCGUCAGAGAGCCGAUGCUGAUCCUUUCGGCAUCUCCGAGGCAGUUGUCAAGGAUGAGAGCCAAAGCCUCCUAGGAAGGAUGGUGAGAGGGUUAACCCCAAAGCAGUUGCUAGUGAGUUACACCGAUACUGAGUCGGCACGCCAAAGCACAAGUUCCUUGGAGGAGUCUCUUGUAGCCAAUGGGUUUCUCGCAGUAAGGAAGUCAUCAAGCACCCCGAGUUUGCAGGAAUCAGAAAAUGACUCUGUAUGGACCUCUUCUUCUAAAUGGACUUCGAAGCCUGAUACUGUUACAAGGCCAAUUUUCUAUGGUCUAUCGAAACAGAUCAGUGUUUGGAGAAGCAAAGCUGCUCUAGAUUGA
Musa acuminata AAA Group (dessert banana) is the source of this 948-nucleotide messenger RNA. RefSeq lists its product as uncharacterized. The record is from RefSeq and is a predicted model, not a curated record. Bases 1 to 948 code for a protein of 315 amino acids. Lineage: Eukaryota; Viridiplantae; Streptophyta; Magnoliopsida; Zingiberales; Musaceae. The transcript has 3 exons.